AUGAAUUAUAAAGAUUGCUGUCGAACAUGCCUUGGUGGCCAUAAAGAGAUGCGCCACAUGCACACGAAGAUUUCAAUAGCAGGCGAUAGCGUUCGUUUGUCAGAUAUUUUAUUUAAUUUUUAUAAUUAUAAGAUAACUGAAGAUCCUUUAUUACCAGUGAAUAUUUGUAUUACCUGUGUACACCAGCUUACUAUAACUUAUUCCUUCAAAAUUCUCAUAGAGUCAAGUGCAAAAACUUUAAAAGAAAGUAAUUUAUUAGAUUGUUCCACAAGUGAAAAUUUUGAUUGCAGUUUAGAAUCAGAUGAUCAGAAAGUUAUUAAGGAUAUACAGAGGCGUCAGCGGCAUAUAAAAAGAAAAGCAACCAAUAAAAUACAAAAUAGUACAAAGUAUGACAACCAAAGUAAAGAGUUAUAUUGUGUUGAAUGUAAAGCAAUGUUUAAUUCUGUGAAAGGUUUAAAUGAACAUUGCAUGAACAGUCAUCCAGUUAAAAACGUUAUAGGAAGAGACUGUGAAUUUUGCAAUGAGAAAUUUGAGGAUUUUCGCUCAUUAGUACUUCAUAGAAAAUUACACUUAAAACCAUUCCUAUGUGAAAAUUGUUGGGAAGGUUUCUACAGUACAAAUGAACUGCAUUCCCAUUCUUGUCAACCAAAUUUAGAUAUCAAAGAUAAAAACAAAUCAGAAAGGGUGUUACGACAAUGUGAUCAAUGUGGAAAAUCAUAUCCGCCAGGCUACAUUCGGAUUCAUAUGUUGACACAUAGCAAUGAUCGCCCUUACAGUUGUAAAUUUUGCCCAAAAAAGUUUAAAGUGCCUGGUGGCCUACAUUCACAUGUGCUCUGGAAUCAUAAGAGAACUAGGAACCAUAAAUGUGAGGUUUGCAAUGCAACUUUCAUUUCAUCAAGUUCACGUAGCUCACACAUACGUAAGAAUCACCUGAAAGAGAAGAAAUAUGGUUGUGAAAGUUGUGGUAAAAGGUUUUUCUCAAAGUCAGAAUUGCAAAGACAUUCUUUAACACACACCGGUGUCAAAAAUUUCCAUUGUCAUUUGUGUGACAAGUCAUAUCAAACACGAUAUGGAUUAAAUGUCCAUUUAAAGUCUCAUUCUGAAAUAUGUAUGAAUGUAAUGAAUUUGUAA
This is a messenger RNA of Parnassius mnemosyne (clouded apollo), 1131 nucleotides long. Lineage: Eukaryota; Metazoa; Arthropoda; Insecta; Lepidoptera; Papilionidae. The record is from the annotation of a GenBank genome assembly.